CUAGAGUAACGCCCCCUUGGAAAGUCCGAGCAGACGUCUUUUUGUGAACAACAAAAUAAUUGAUAUCAACAAUACAUUCUGGAGUUCUUUGUUAAUCUGUGAUACCGGAUCGGCUACGCUUGCAUUUAUUACACCUUUUUUACCAUGUGGCUGUACUUAAUGCUGGGGAUUGCUUUCGUGAUUUUCAUAUUUUUGGCGCUCAUGCCAGACCCAACACCUCGGUGCGGAAAGUAUGUGCAGCCCAACAAAUGGUAUCCUAUAAAGUACUUGAUUUUCCGCGCGUUGUUGUGGUUGCGGCGAAGGCGAAACAGGACCAUGAAGCAGACGACAGGACAAGGAGCUGGUUACGGCAUGCGGUCGCGGACAAGCCCUGAGGAUAUGGACAAGGUCCAGAUCCUUCCUCCAGACCAUCCGAAGGCUGUUGAUGCAGUUUAUUUCAAUGGUGGGAAUGCAGAAGGAACAUACAUCGUGGCAGCAACAGCCAGACGACAUAACAGUUUGGUUCAGACUAUCUUGUUGUUAAGGUUUGCAGACUUAGGGAUACUGGAGAUGCCAAAUAUGCCUGACACAAAUUUACAGGGUGAGGAGAACAAAUUUGCUGCAGGCGGUCUGUUGCUGGAACCAGUUGAGGCCAUGAAAACUUGGAGACUUUCCUAUCAAGGAAAGAUGAGAAUAAAGAAGGACAAGAAAGAAGUGAAUGUAAAGUUCAUCCUCAACUGGAAUAAUUUUACACCAUUCUUUGACUUCGACACUGACAUGCACCCUGCAAUGAUGGCAGAUGGCAUUGCACGAGAAAAGUGGAGUCGUGAAUACUUUAGCACCCUUCAGAGGCAGCAUCAAACACACUAUGAGCAGUUUGGAAUCCUCACUGGAAACAUUGAAAUUGAAGGCUAUGAGACCCGCAGAGUGGAGCUGAGAGGUGUUCGGGACCAUUCCUAUGGUAACAUACGGGACUGGAAAAGCCUUCACCGCUAUGGGUUGCAGUAUAUCAGCCUUGAAGAUGGGUCAGCCAUAUGUGUUGGAGCCAUUUCCAUGCCAGUCGCACUCUCCAGAUUAACUGUUGGUUAUGUAUUUCAUCCUGAUGGCCACAUGGAUGCUGUUUCAUCAUCAGAAUUUGAAUUAUAUGAUCAUGGAGAAGAUGGGAGACCUCCCAAAUCACUUAGAUUCAAGUUUUCUGCAGGUGGGAAGCAAUAUGACAUGGAGUGCAUAGUCCUGGACUGUCCAAUAUUUUACAUGGGUGAAGAAUGGGAUGCCAAAAUAUACGAGCGAUUCUGCCAGUACCAAGUCAAUGGACUUAAAGGCUGGGGUAUUAGUGAAUGGGAUUACAGGAACUAUGUUGGAAAGGAGGCAGAACAGGAAUGGUAUGCAAAGCAUGAAGCGUGAGCUUGGUCAUGCUAUCAGUUUCUUGCCUAGUUUUGACAGCAUUGUUUCUAUAAAGUUUCUUUGAGCAGCCUAUUGAUACUGAACUAGAAGAGCUGCAAUUAAAUGUGAAUAUGAAUAAUAGUCUGCAGGGGUUGAUCUCAGUCAAUUGACUAAUGUCAAGCCAUUUUUAUCCUUUUCCUCCGAUGUCUUUCGCCAUCAUAGUUUGUAUUUUAUUUUGAAGUUUCAACUGAAAAACACUCAUAAGAAUUUUUUUUUUCAUUUUUGAAAGCAAAAAUUGCAAUAAGAAUUGACUAUUUUUGUGAUUUUUAUAAUGAAAAUAAAUUAUGAGAAAAAUGUUUUAGGUGUCUGUGCUGUAAUCAAAUUAAUCACAAAUACAUAAAAGCAAUGGUUAUGUUCAAGAUUUCUUUUUGUGAGAAACAUGUGCACACAAAUACAGAUGUGAUACACAUUUGGCUAAAAGCAAUGACCUUACAGCUGCCCAAAGAGAUUUUCUUUUUAAAUUGUCUGAUGACUAGAAAUAAGGAGCUGACAAAAUUUUCAUUAGCUAGAACUACCACCUCCCUACCAACAAGUAGAAAGAACUAGAGCCCCUGGCAGAGCUUUGGGGUACUGCUAGUAUACAAAUAAAAUAUUUCAAGCGGUAUUACCACUUAAUUGUUGGUGAUGAUAAGUCCUCACCUCAAAGAUCCUAAAAUAUGAUAUCAGAUCUCAUGAUGACUUUGAAUCUUACUAUUAUAAAUACCAGUUGCUAAACCGGAUGUGAAUGAGUAUCAGUAUAAUAACACAUCUUUUAUUAUAAAUAUCAGUUGUUAACUUUGAUGUGUUUGUGUCCCAGCACAAAAAUACAUCAUUAUAAAAAUCAACUGCUAAACUGGAGGUUCUUGUGUAUCUGCAAAAUAACACAUCUGCACAUGCACAUUGAUUCUGCACACAAUACAGAUUCUGGCAGAACAGUUUAUUCAACAUUUGCAGGAGAAUAUGACAAAAGAUUGCAUAUUUGACAUUUAUAUAAGGUUUUAUAACCACA
Messenger RNA from Pomacea canaliculata, 2410 nucleotides. RefSeq lists its product as uncharacterized. The coding region runs from base 145 to 1383 and encodes 412 amino acids. The transcript has 9 exons. The record is from RefSeq and is a predicted model, not a curated record. NCBI's taxonomy places the organism in Eukaryota, Metazoa, Mollusca, Gastropoda, Architaenioglossa, Ampullariidae.